Molecule: messenger RNA, 932 nt
Organism: Ostrinia furnacalis (Asian corn borer)
Lineage: Eukaryota; Metazoa; Arthropoda; Insecta; Lepidoptera; Crambidae
Gene: H2.0
Product: Homeodomain protein 2.0
Exons: 3
Coding region: 223-816 (197 amino acids)
Biological process (GO): regulation of DNA-templated transcription
Molecular function (GO): sequence-specific DNA binding; DNA-binding transcription factor activity, RNA polymerase II-specific
Source: RefSeq, a predicted model, not a curated record
AUUAAAGUGGCAGUUUAUUGUAAACAACUGCAGCGUUCGUACAUCAUUCAAUGGUCGAGCACUCCAUAGCCUGGUCGUGCGCAAGUUACUGGCCCCGCCCAGCGGGCGGCCGGCCAAUCAGCGUGCAGCGUUUGCCAGGACACGCCCACUGAGUGCGCGGGCGCCGAUGACCCGUGAGAGCGUUAUUCAGUUUUUAAUCGGCGGUUGUCGGAGGCGGUUGUGAUGACGUCGUUGAGUGGUGAAGUGAACACGAGCAAGUUGAAGUUUAGCGUGGAGAGUAUCCUGGGAAAUGUUGGGUCGGGGGAGCCCAGGGGGGCGGAGGCGCCGCGGGCGCAGGAGCCGCCGUGCGCUGGUUGCGUGGCGGCGCUGUACCGCUGCUGUGGGGAUGAACCGCUGCUGCCGCUGCCGCUGCCCCUGCCCUAUGCGCAUUUGCACCCUGCCUUGAGGCCUACAACCGUUUACCGGCUACCAAUUCCCUCAUCGUCGCCACCUCAGCAACCCCCAGCAUCACGAUGUGACGUCACUUCGAGCGGCAAGCGCAAACGCUCGUGGUCUCGAGCGGUCUUCAGCAACCUUCAGAGGAAAGGGCUGGAGAGGCGCUUCCAAAUACAGAAGUACAUCACUAAGCCGGACCGGAGGCAGUUGGCGGCGACCUUAGGACUCACUGAUGCUCAAGUAAAGGUGUGGUUCCAGAACCGUCGCAUGAAGUGGCGACAUACUAAGGAGGGUCGCGGGAGCGCGGGAGGACCGCCGCUACCGCGCGCGCCCGACGAAGACGACAACGAACACGUCGACGUAGAUACGCUUAGCGAUUGAACAGUUCGACUAUAGUCUGGUCUGCGAGCACGCAGAAUUUUGUCCAAUGACCCCAAGCUACCCAUCCUUAUCGCUCGCGCGUAAUUAUAUUGCUGUCGCGACUGUGCGACGGGCGC